This is a messenger RNA of Rotaria sordida, 887 nucleotides long. The record is from the annotation of a GenBank genome assembly. NCBI's taxonomy places the organism in Eukaryota, Metazoa, Rotifera, Eurotatoria, Philodinida, Philodinidae.
AUCUGAUCAAUAAUAUCGUCAAGCAAAAAUUUAUGAAGAAAAUCGAUAUUUAAAGAAAAAAAUCAAAACCUGAUGAUGAAUCAUCAAAAAAAGGAAAGAAAUCAUCGAAAAAAUCUAAUAUAACAGUAAUCGAUGAUAAUGAUGAUGAUAUUUAUCGAAUUGCUAAAGUAACACGUGGUGGUGAAUUACCAGAAGGUGCUACAGAAAGUGGAAAUGAAGAUAAUGAUCAUGAUGUAAUUGUUGGAAAAAAUAAAAAAUAUGAUCCACAUCGAGCACUUAAUAUUGACUUAAGUGAAAAACCUAUUCAAUCGAUUCCUACAUCACUACCACCGUUGACAUCUCAAUUAAAAGAACCAGUUCCUAAACAAGUUGAAACACCUCCUAUAUUAACUGGAAAGCCAAAAAAAUCUAAGAAAAAGAAAAUAAUUGAAAAACAAGAACAAUCAGCAACAUCGAAAUUCAAAUACAAACGAGAACGUAGUGAUUAUAAAGAAUUAUUAUCACCAGCUGAUGAGGAAGAAAAUUGUCCAACUUCAACACCUCCUCUUCCUGCUAUUGCAAAAAAAAACAAAGAAAAAAAAAUUAUCAUCAGAAACAAUAACAACAAUGAUAUUCAUCUAACAAAUCAAUCUGAGCAACAAUACAAAGAACAAGAUACUUAUAAACUAGUUGCUCAAUCUGGCAAUUAUCCAUCAAUAGCUCAACUUGAUGUAACAUUUCUUUUAAAAAAUCGAACAUCAUUUAUUAUUGAUCGUAUUAAUAUUCAUUGUAUUGAUAGUAUGAGUUCGAAAUUAUUAAAUACAACAAGUACAAAUUUAAUAUCAUUUCCAUUUAUAAGAAUUUUUCCUCAUUCACAAAACUAUAUUCAUAUUUAUUCUUUUCAAUAA